Messenger RNA from Hipposideros armiger (great roundleaf bat), 3416 nucleotides. It is a transcript of the gene RNF4, whose product is annotated as ring finger protein 4. Gene Ontology annotation, molecular function: transcription factor binding; zinc ion binding. Gene Ontology annotation, cellular component: PML body. The transcript has 8 exons. Gene Ontology annotation, biological process: positive regulation of transcription by RNA polymerase II. The record is from RefSeq and is a predicted model, not a curated record. The coding region runs from base 939 to 1511 and encodes 190 amino acids. NCBI's taxonomy places the organism in Eukaryota, Metazoa, Chordata, Mammalia, Chiroptera, Hipposideridae.
UCCUGUAGAAUAUUACAAGGUUGACUCUGUUACUGAGAUAUAAUUCACGUAUUUACCCUUCUGGCUUGUAUUUUCUAAAUAGCUUGUUUCUCAGCAGGACAUUUGGAGAUGAGAGCAAGGCAUUUUGAGAUUUCUUCUGAAGGAGAAAGGCCCAGAGCCCCAGAUGCUAUACUGCGAGGUCAGAGUUCAAGUGAGAGGAGACAUGGGGUUAGGACUGAAGGUGCAGCUUCCUGGAUAGGGGAUUUCCUUCCAAGUGUUUUUUUCGGGGUGUGAAUAAGAACUGGCAUUUUUAUGGAAUGCCACACCAUGCAGGAUAGGAAAGGCCUGGAAAAGAUUGAAGCUAAGUAUUUAUUAUCAGUAGCCUACUUGUGCAAAAGAGAAAUUGUGACCAUAGGCUUUCUUGGGGGAUUCUUUUUAAGAAGCCAUGAGGUCUGCUGGGGUACCCACUGCAGAACGAAUGCACCUCCAGAUAGCUGAGUAAAUUGGCUUGCUCUAUAGAUUGAUUCAACAUUGACAAAUUUGAAAGGAAACAAUGUCUGCCGAGUGACAUUAUUAACCUGUAAUAUCUUCUUGUUUUGGAAUCGCAGUGGCAGGUCUUCCCGGUGUUAGGAAUGUGACCCAGUUGCCUGUAGGAGUUGCUCAGCUCUUGCGAAGUGAUCACAUCUACUGUCGAGCAAUCACUACUUCUGUCUCUUACAGACCCACCUGCCUGGUAGCUGUGGUUAGCUCCAUUUUACCUGUCCUGAAGACAGGGAGGUCAGGUCGCUUGCUCAAGGUCACACAGCUGGACUCGAAGAUACGGGGAGUCUGCUGGGCUGCAAAUGCCCGUGCUAGCUGGAGGGUGAGGAGCCAGCAGGCGUGAGCGGUGGGGAGCGCUGGGCUUCCCGCAGGCCGUGGAACCGGUCACUUCCUCCGUGGGGCAGCCGCCAAAGAGCACAAUGAGCACGAGAAAGCGCCGUGGAGGGACAGUAAAUUCUAGACAAGCGCAGAAGCGAACUCGGGAAGCAGCCUCCACCCCUGAGAUGGCCUUGGAAGCAGAGCCUAUAGAGCUCGUGGAAAGCGCUGGAGACGAAAUAGUGGACCUCACCUGUGAAUCCCUAGAGCCCGUGGUCGUCGACCUGACGCACAACGACUCUGUCGUGAUUGUUGAUGAAAGGAGGCGGCCGACCAGGACCGCCAGGAGGCAGCGCCAGGAUCACGGUGACAGCUGCGUGGUGAGCAGUGACGACGAGGAGCUGUCCAGGGACAGAGAUGUGUAUGUGACCACCCACACUCCCAGAAACGCCAGGGAAGAGGCAGCUACAGGACUAAGGCCCUCGGGGACUGUCAGCUGUCCCAUCUGCAUGGACGGGUACUCGGAGAUUGUGCAGAAUGGACGUCUCAUUGUCUCUACAGAGUGUGGCCAUGUCUUCUGCAGCCAGUGCCUCCGAGAUUCCCUCAAAAAUGCGAACACCUGCCCAACCUGCAGGAAAAAGAUCACCCACAAACGCUACCACCCCAUUUAUAUAUGAAGUGCUGAGGGCCAAUCGGGAGAGAGGGCGCGUGGGGUGGCCCUCCGAGGCCUCUGCCCCGUUUCCCGAACUCAGAAACACUGUUUCAAAGCCAACGUGUGACACGUAAACUGCUCUUUUGUUUCCACCCCCUGGCAUCCUUGCGUGACCUCUGGUGGGACGCUGUGGAGCCGAGCCAGGGCCCCGCCAGGCCGGAGUCCACAACUCCGCCCCGUCGUUGGAACAGUCCCAGGCUGGGAGCACGAGUUGGGUACAUGGGGACUGAGAAUCAUGGUUCCAGCCUCUUCCCAGAACCUGCACGAUUGCCAAGAAGUUUGCCCCGGUUUCCUACUGGCAGUGUCCUCGCCGAGGGGCCUGGUCAGAGUGCGAGCUGGUCUGUCCAGCUCUCCCGGGCGUGCUACCUCGUCCCGGGCGUCUGCCCGCCAGUGACCAAGCCAGACACGGUCCAUCGGCCCGAGGACCCCAGGUGCGAGUGGCCCCAGAAGGACCAAUAACUGGACUUUUUUCUUCCCUGAGAGUCAGAGGUGACCGUGACUCCGCCGACACCUUUGCAGUGAGGUGCAGGGAUCUCUGCAGGGCAGUCCCCAGUUAUUAAGGAGGAAAUGUGCAAUAAAGCCAAUUCUCAGCCUCCUUUCAGCCGCCCAGGAGAUGUAGCACUGUCCAUGUCCCUCAGGCCUUGUGGUGCCUCUGGAGCAGUGCCUGUCCCGUCCACCAACUGUUCUCAGGAACUUCCCGGGCCCAGAGUCCCUCACCUGGCACCCGCCACCCAGGGUCAGUGGGGCAGGCGUGUGGCCGGGUGUCCUCCCUUCUGAUAAAAAGCGCCCUGAGUGCCACAUGCCUUCCAUCCUCAGUCCCCGCUGCCUGAUGUCCUGUCAGCAGGGACCCUGGAAGAAGGCGGCAGUAUUUGUGGCCUUAUCAGCCGCCAUCUCUACGCUGCUGCCCAAGUCCCAGCUGCCCCGGGUCUCAAAGAGCUCGGCCCAUGCGCCUGGCUGGCACGCCUUGGCCUUCCCACCCACCCCGCCAGCUGACAUUCAUUUCAGAAGCUGCUCUCUGGCCGUUUGGGCUGUGACCCUUUGGGCUUGGACUACCCCUAGGUUUUGGUGACCUCACCAAGGAGCCCAGGUAACGCCUCAGGUGUGAGAGCCUCGGGUCGUCGGAGGCCCCAGUGUGGCCGAGCUGCCCCUCAGCACAGGGCUUGGGGAAACGUGAGAACAGGUCUGCAGUCCAGCCUGCCUGCACCUGUAACUCUCCUCACGGGGCUCCAAGCCAAAGCAGCAGCCUUUGAGCGAAACGUCUUCACAGCGGGAAGGAGCCGCGUCUGGCUUUGCAGCAAUAACUGGCCUUCAGUUUUUCUUCUGAAGGAGCAGGGACUCGGCACAGAUCACUUUAAACGGGGCUGAAGGAGUGUCCCUCCUCUGUUUCAUUCUGCAUUCUGGCUCACUUCCAGGUAGUUAGAGUGAAAGUCGUUCGGUACUUGGAGCGGAGGGGCGCAGGACAGCGGCUGCCACCAAGCAGUGUGUGCGGCGUCCGCCCUCCCACUGGUCCUUGCCGCCUCGUCCCUUCUGCGUUUCAUGAGAGCGCUCUUUUGUUACGUUCUGACAUUACCCCGACUUCAGGAGCCAAGAUGACCAUGUGGUCAGAAUCUCACGUUUUAUGCUUAAGGACAAACAGUUGAUCAUAAAAGUUGUGUUUCUUCAUACUAGAUUAAAUUGGAUAAAGUAUUUCGUUUCUACGGUUCAGAAACUGAAAUUGGAAGGUUGGUGUGAAAAAAGCCCGCCCCCCCUCCCCGUGUACAUAGUCCAGAUCUUUCUUUGUCCCAUUUAAACUGUAUCCAUGGAGUCAGUCUGUUUUGGAUCCUCUUCUAGUGUUACAGAUGGAAAUAAAACUAAUAAUUUGAACCAAGUA